AUGGCAAAAGAAAUCUGGAACAAUCUUAAGGAAAAAUUUCAGGGAAGCGAUAAGACGAGGGUUAAUUCUGUCAAGCAGUGUUUAGUUGAGCUGAAAGACUUCAGACAGAAAGAUGGGGAAUCAAUUGAACUAUAUUAUGAUCAUCUGAAUGAGUUGAUAUAUCGAUGCAAUCGAUAUGGAAUAACUAGAUCAGCAAUAGAAUUCAAUCUGAUAUUUGUCAUGGGACUUCGAAAGGAAUGGAGGAGUGUAAGUAUGAUGGUGAAGAACCAACAUAGCUUUGACACAUCUACAUUGAAUGACUUGUAUAACCAGCUUAAAACUGAUGAAAGCGAAGUGAACGAAAUAGCUGAAGAAUCGAAGGCUAUGUUGGGAGGUCCACUAGCUUUCAAGUCAAAGAUUUCUGAGAAAGAUGCUGACAAGGAUGCGCCGGAUGAAGAUGAAGGGUUCAUCAUGAACUUUGAUGAUGAAGCAAUUUCCUUUUACUCAAACAAUCAGAUGAAGAAGGAAGAGAAGAUAGAUUCGAAGCCUGUUGAGGGAAAGAGUGAAAAGAAGCUUAAAGGUGAUGCUGGAAUUGAUUGUCAUUAUUGCAAUAGUGCGAAUCAUCUUGCAAAUAACUGCAUGCUUCAAAAGAAAGAUGAGAAAAAGACGAAGGGCACUGAUGAGGAAGAAGAUGGUACUUAUCAAAUUUCGUCGUCUGGAUUAGAUGAUGAGGAUAUGCGAAAUCCAACCCAUGGAACCAUGUUUGCAAAGAUGGAGGAGGAAUCAGAGGAUGAUUUAUACGAAGUGCGUGGAAGAUGCUUCGUAUCAAAAUUUGCUGACAACUCACCAAUGACAACAAAGGUACGAAACAUUCUUGAAUCCUUUAAUAUUCCAGUACAUGCUUAUAAUUCUGAAUUAGUAUGUUUUGAUGAAACUGUUACUUAUUUUGAUUCGAUUGUGGUAUCUGCUAGCAAUGAGGCUAAGAAGUUGUCAGUACAAUUGCUUGAGACUCAGAAGAAGUUAGAUUUGAAAAUCACUAGGAUAGAUUGUCUAGAACUCCAAAUAACGAAUAUCAUGGUAGAUAGGGACAAUUUAUCUAGUGAUAAUAAACUAUUGUUAGCACAAAGGAACAUCUAUUGUAAUGCUGCUAAGAGAUUAUAUGGAAAAAUAACUGAACUUCAUCAUUCGUGUGAAAUUAGUAAAGAACAACAUAGAAAAUUGCUGCCAUUUUUAGCUUAUGAAAGAGCUAAGGUAGAUAAUAUCUCGUAUGAUUGUGAAAAAGAGAUAGCUGAUUGUGACAAAGUUUUGAAUGACAAUGAAAUUAGUGAGCUUGAAGAUGUUGAUUGCUCUCAGUUGUCUAUUGUUAAUGUUGCUUCGAAUUCUAAAGAAAAAGAAAAAGUUAAGGAUUUCAUAGUUGAGAAUGAAACUGAUACAACCUCAACUUCGAAAGUUGGUGAACUGAACUACGUAGAUCUAAAAGAUUACCAAACUGAUGAUAGUGAUGAUGAAGAGGUUGAGAAAGUUUCGAAAGAAAAGGCAUCCUCAAAGAAAGAUGAAAUUCCACGAAUAGUUGUUGACCAAGUGUAUGGUGAUACACAAAAAUUCGAAGAAGUGAUGAAUGAAAAAGGUCCACAUUAUCUUGAAACAAACAGGGUGGUUUUUCCAAAUUUCAAAUGCACAGAUGAUGUCAUUUUUCCAAAUCAAGUUUUUGUAACUAAAGGAAAUGUUGAAAAUAUCAAACCAGAGUUAAAGAAGUUGGUUGAGGAAGACAAUUCAAAAACAACUGAGGAAGAAAAAGAAAAAGUUGUCAAAUUAAACUCUAAAGAAUUUAAUGAUCAAAUUGACAAAUUUUCAAAGGAAAACAACGUUUCAAAAAGACAAGUAAGAAAGAAAAUAUUAUGGCAUAGGAUUGAGUCUCAAAAGAUGUCUGAUUCAAAAUCUACUAAAAUUGCUUUCAAAGCUAAAAAUGCUUCUUUUUCAAAAUAUCAAAAAUCAUCUCAAUCAAACCAAACAAGGUCUGAAAGAAAUAAGCAAACAAAGUUUUCAAAAGUUUCUGAAACCAACAAAACAAGAGAAUUUUCAAAAAGAUCCAACAUAAAUCAAAAAGUUAUUCAACGUCAAAGUUUUAAAUCAAAAGUUGAUACAUCCUAUGCUUACUCGUAUGUCACAAAACCCAAAGUUGAUUAUGUUCCUCAAAAACCAAAUUUUCCUAAUUACACAUAG
Molecule: messenger RNA, 2202 nt
Organism: Lactuca sativa (garden lettuce)
Lineage: Eukaryota; Viridiplantae; Streptophyta; Magnoliopsida; Asterales; Asteraceae
Source: RefSeq, a predicted model, not a curated record